AUGACUUAUUUAUGCUUGAACAAGACAUUGUUAGCAUUUCGGUCCGUCCUAAAUAUAACAGUUGGCUAUACACUCGAGCCUCUUCCACCAGCUCUUUACGCUAAAUAUGCGCACCCAAAUCCGUAUGGCCUUAAUGGAAGAAAUGAAUCUUUAGUGAUCGGCCUUUUCACCGCCAGUUGGAAAAAUGCAGCAGAUGACGAGCAGGUCGAAAAUGCCAGCCUUGCACUCGUGGAAGCCAUAGAAAUAGGCGCACGGGAGCAAGAAGCCAAUGUUUCCUUUGUGUGCCUCAACUACGCCGUGCCAUGGCAAGACCCUAUUGCUAGUUAUGGGGAUGACAACCUGGAGAAGAAUGCGCGAGAUUGCAAAUGA
Molecule: messenger RNA, 369 nt
Organism: Pestalotiopsis fici W106-1
Lineage: Eukaryota; Fungi; Ascomycota; Sordariomycetes; Amphisphaeriales; Sporocadaceae
Exons: 1
Coding region: 1-369 (122 amino acids)
Source: RefSeq, a predicted model, not a curated record